Merops nubicus (carmine bee-eater) is the source of this 1284-nucleotide messenger RNA. RefSeq names its product nuclear transcription factor Y, gamma (gene NFYC). Gene Ontology annotation, biological process: regulation of DNA-templated transcription. NCBI's taxonomy places the organism in Eukaryota, Metazoa, Chordata, Aves, Coraciiformes, Meropidae. Gene Ontology annotation, cellular component: CCAAT-binding factor complex; nucleus. Gene Ontology annotation, molecular function: protein heterodimerization activity; DNA binding; DNA-binding transcription activator activity, RNA polymerase II-specific. The record is from RefSeq and is a predicted model, not a curated record. Bases 46 to 1053 code for a protein of 335 amino acids. The transcript is spliced from 10 exons.
GCGCAGGCAGCGUCCUCAGGGCCAGGCUUGCUCAACAUCCUGCCCAUGUCCACGGACGGUGGCUUUGGCACGGCUGGGAACAGUGAUGCCCAGCAGAGCCUCCAGUCCUUCUGGCCACGAGUCAUGGAGGAGAUCCGCAACCUCACCGUGAAAGACUUCAGAGUUCAGGAACUCCCUCUGGCUCGUAUUAAGAAGAUAAUGAAACUAGAUGAAGAUGUGAAGAUGAUCAGUGCAGAAGCUCCAGUGUUGUUUGCCAAGGCAGCUCAGAUCUUCAUCACAGAGCUGACUCUGAGGGCGUGGAUACACACGGAGGACAACAAGCGGAGGACGCUGCAGAGGAAUGACAUUGCUGUGGCCAUUACAAAGUUUGAUCAGUUUGACUUUCUUAUUGAUAUUGUUCCAAGAGAUGAGCUGAAGCCUACAAAGAGGCAGGAGGAGGUACGUCAGGCCGUGACCCCCGCCGAGCCCGUGCAGUAUUAUUUCACCCUGGCUCAGCAGCCUGCAGCAGUGCAGGUUCAGGGGCAGCAGCAAGGCCAGCAGACCACCACGUCCACAACCACGAUCCAGCCUGGACAGAUCAUCAUUGCCCAGCCUCAGCAAGGGCAGAGCACGCCCGUGACGAUGCAGGUUGGAGAGGGGCAGCAGGUACAGAUAGUGCAGGCCCAGCCCCAAGGCCAGACCCAGCAGGCGCAGAGUGGAACUGGGCAGACCAUGCAAGUCAUGCAGCAGAUCAUCACCAACACGGGAGAAAUCCAGCAGAUUCCGGUUCAGUUGAAUGCUGGCCAGCUGCAGUAUAUCCGCUUAGCCCAACCUGUGUCAGGCACCCAGGUAGUCCAGGGGCAGAUCCAGACGCUUGCAACCAAUGCGCAGCAGAUCACGCAGACAGAAGUCCAGCAAGGACAGCAGCAGUUCAGCCAGUUCACAGAUGGACAGCAACUGUACCAGAUCCAGCAAGUGACCAUGCCUGCAGGCCAGGACAUCACCCAGCCCAUGUUCAUCCAGUCCACCAACCAGACCUCAGAUGGCCAAGCCACACAAGUGACAGGGGACUGAGUGGGGACAUCAGAGCCAGUCUCUGCUGCAUAGAAACAAACCAGCCUGACCUCUGCCGUGCCAGCCUGGUCCAGGGACUUCAUCUGCUUCUGUGUAUCUGUACUUGGUGUGAAGCCUACAGUAGGCUGCAGUCACUGGUGCACUGCACACCUUCCUCUGGUGGGUAUGAGAGAAUAUCCAGCAGACACUGACAAGAAUGCAAUAUUUUUCUUAUUUUUAGAUGUCAUUAUU